AUUUCGUCCCGCGAGGCUGGAAGUUGGUUUCUGAGCAUGCGCAGUGUGCGUUAUACAAGCGUUAAUAGUUAAUACACUGUAAAGGGACGUGUGUGCUAUCGAUAGAUAGGUAUUUUGCAUUUCGAUAUGUUACAUGAACGCAUAGAUGUGGAUGGUCCUCUUUGGGACCAAUCAACUUUCCUUGGGAGACUGAAACACUUUUUUUGGGUGACAGAUCCAAGAACAUGCACUGCUUCUGAUACAGCAUUAGAUGAUGCCAAGAAGUUAAUAGAACUCUACAGAGUUGGUAAGGAACCUCCAGGAACAAAUCAAGAGCAAAUCAUAUAUGCAAAGAAACUGUAUGACAGUGCAUUCCAUCCGGACACUGGUGAGAAACAAAAUGUGUUUGGCAGAAUGUCUUUCCAGGUCCCUGGAGGUAUGGCAAUCACAGGAGCUAUGUUACAAUUCUACAGGACAUCCACUGCAGUGGUAUUUUGGCAGUGGGUGAACCAGUCGUUCAAUGCUCUUGUUAACUACACAAAUAGAAAUGCAAAUUCUGAUGUGACAACAACACAGCUAGGGGUUGCUUAUGUGUCAGCAACUGCAUCAGCUAUGAUUACAGCUGUAGGAUGCCGUACAUUCUGGGAGAAACGAGCCAGCUCCCUCUUGCAGCGGUACGUGCCUUUUGCUGCUGUUGCUGCAGCAAAUUGUGUUAACAUUCCUCUAAUGCGGCAGAAUGAACUGAUUCAUGGUAUAGAUGUCUAUGAUGAAAAUGGGAACAAAAUUGCCAAGUCAAAGAUUGCAGCUGCCAAAGGGAUUUCUCAGGUUGUCAUAUCUCGGAUUGUGAUGUGUGCACCAGGCAUGACAAUUCUACCAAUAGUGAUGGAACGCCUGGAAAAGUACCCAUGGAUGCAAAAAAUUAAACCUCUCCAUGCACCAAUACAAGUUGUACUUGUAGGUUGCUUUUUGACAUUCAUGGUACCUGUGGCCUGUGCAUUAUUUCCACAAAAAUGUUCCUUAAAAGUGAGCACCCUAGCAUUGCUUGAGCCAGAAGAAUAUAACAAACUGAAGAAAUCUGGACUAGAAAUUCCAGAGUACGUUUAUUUCAACAAAGGCCUCUAACAGCCAACUUUAUUUGAAGGAAUAUUGUUUCAAAACUAUCUGAGACACAGUUGUUGAUAUGUGAUAUUAAAUUAGUAAUUUUAUAAUUUGAAAAGACAAACACAAAUUAAUUUCAAAAUACUAUUAUAAUGUAAGAUCUGACGACGACAAAAUAAGUUAUAAUUUUUCCAUGUAAUGUGUGUACAAAAAGAAAUACAGGAAUCUGUGAGAGGUUUUCAAGUCAGAAAAGUUUGUGUAAUAGCUUCUCUGACGUGUUAAAAGUAAUCAUUGUUGGCAAAACUAAAAAAAUCAGGGCUCAAGUAGCUGUUCACCACUCAUGUCUCUUUUAUAGCAGUAUAUUGUAUUGUAUAGUGCACAUUAUGCUACAGAUUAUGUAUGUUUUAUUCCAUUUUCUUUUUCUGCUUGUAAGUGAACAGGUUACAGGAGACAAAUUACGCGUGUUGAUAUUCAUACAGUAAGCCAAGAAUAUAAAACACUGUUAUAUCAUUGUUGGGAAACAAAGUAGUAUCGCAUAUCACAAACAUCAGCUUGCCAUCCACUGAUAUCAUGUUUUUAAUUGCAUACUACUGAAGAUUAAUUAUUUAAUUAUUCAUGUUAAGUGUGGAAUCUUGUUUUGUAAAUGGGUGUCAUUCAUUUUUAGAUGCCAAUUUAUGUGACAAACAGAAAAAUUAUUGAUAUUAUUGGUCUUUAUACA
Messenger RNA from Schistocerca americana (American grasshopper), 1795 nucleotides. It is a transcript of the gene Sfxn2, whose product is annotated as sideroflexin-2. The record is from RefSeq and is a predicted model, not a curated record. NCBI's taxonomy places the organism in Eukaryota, Metazoa, Arthropoda, Insecta, Orthoptera, Acrididae. Gene Ontology annotation, biological process: monoatomic ion transport; serine import into mitochondrion. The coding region runs from base 127 to 1101 and encodes 324 amino acids. Gene Ontology annotation, cellular component: mitochondrial inner membrane. The transcript is spliced from 9 exons. Gene Ontology annotation, molecular function: monoatomic ion transmembrane transporter activity.